Puntigrus tetrazona (Sumatra barb) is the source of this 3397-nucleotide messenger RNA. RefSeq names its product pannexin-2-like. Gene Ontology annotation, biological process: positive regulation of interleukin-1 production; monoatomic cation transport. NCBI's taxonomy places the organism in Eukaryota, Metazoa, Chordata, Actinopteri, Cypriniformes, Cyprinidae. The record is from RefSeq and is a predicted model, not a curated record. Gene Ontology annotation, molecular function: channel activity.
GGCAAACAAGCAACGACAUCGUAUCUCCUUGAAGGUCUGCGUAGAGACGACGGUGUAAACCGGAGAAGUGUGCGAGGUUUGUCAGGGGAGGGUGAGAGGGACGGCGAGAGGCGGAACAAACCGGUGUGUGUGCCCGGAUACACGCUGAAACGGCUCGCCCGCACUGCAGAUUAACUCUUCAGACGCCGGGGAUGCUCAACACUAAAGCACAAGUCACACUAUCAGCGUCCUUUGUUGUUUUUUUAUGGGGAUCCACUGGACGUUGUGAGGAGAUCUUUCCCGGUGUUGAUGAUUUGAGCAUAGGAUUCAGACUCUGCGCGUUCCUCAGUAUAAUCGAGUAAUCUGACAGAUGAUCCAGUGAUGGACAGCUCCUCGACUGAGCGUUUUUGCAGAAGUGGAAUAGAUAUGAUGAGAAAUUCAUCCCAGCUGUCAAUAUAAGCAACAAAUCAACUCGAUUUUCCUCUCUUCAAUCUACCUCUGACAAGAUCAGCCACCAAUAACCCAUCAACUCAGGCUGAACACAAAGCUUCCUUUGUGACUCUUAGAAGAUCCACUUUCAUCCUUCAAAUCAACACCUCUUACAUAUCACUCAUUAUAUUGUUGCAGGGAAAAGCCCUCAGCCAAUCCAGUGGCUGACGGGUUGGGAGAAGGAGGAGCUUCAGGUCCCAUCAAGUGUGUUGUGAGGUUAGUGGCGAACAGGCGAGCUGGUGCCGAAUGCAGAACAUCUUCGAGCAGAACUUGGACAUGGCCACGGCUCUGCUUGCGGGUGAGAAGCUGAAGGAGUUGAUCCUGCCAGGUUCCACACAGGAUGAGAAGGGCGGUGCGCUGGCGGGUCUCAUGGUGCAACUCAAACUAGAGUUGCCCUUUGACCGGGUUGUGACCAUAGGAACUGUCAUCAUCCCUAUACUCCUGGUCACAUUAGUUUUCACAAGGAACUUUGCAGAGGAGUCUAUAUAUUGCUACACUCCACACAACUUCACACGCGACCAGGCCCUGUAUGCCAGAGGCUACUGCUGGACAGCUCGAGAUGCAGUACCUGGUGUGGACCCCAGCUUGCCUUCCCUGUUUGAGCACAAGUUUCUGCCCUAUGCUCUCCUGGCCUUCGCAGGCAUCAUGUACAUACCUGCUCUGGGAUGGGAGUUCCUGGCCUCCACACGGCUCACCUCUGAACUCAACUUCCUCCUUCAAGAGAUCGACAACUGCUACCACAGGGCAGCCGAAGGCAGAGCGCCCAAGAUUGAGAAGCAGAUCCAGUCCAAGGGGCCGGGGAUUACGGAGCGUGAGCGCCGGGAGAUCAUCGAGAACGCAGAGAAAGAGAAGAGCCCCGAGCAGAACCUGUUUGAGAAGUAUCUUGAGCGCCGUGGGCAGAGUAACUUUCUGGCUAAGCUGUACCUGGCACGACAUUUAGCCAUCAUCUGCCUCAGCUCAAUACCCAUAACAUACCUGAGCGCCUACUAUGCCCGACAGAGGCAGAACGAGUUCACUUGUGCUCUUGGCGAGCCGCCGGACACUAGUAGCAUCCCUGAACUGCGGCUAAAUGUUAACUGCAAGCUACCAGCUGUGCAGCUCCAGCGCAUUAUGGCCGCAGUAGACAUCUCUUUGCUGUGUACUAUGAACCUCAUUAUCCUUGUGAACUUGCUGCAUUUGUUUGUAGUCCGCAAGUCAAAUUUUGUCUUCGACAAGCUGCACAAGGUUGGCAUUAAAACACGCCGCCGCUGGCAGAAGUCACAGUUUUGCGACAUUAACAUUCUGGCCAUGUUCUGUAAUGAGAACAGAGACCACAUUAAGUCUCUCAACAGACUGGACUUUAUCACCAACGAGAGUGACCUCAUGUAUGAUAAUGUGGUGCGGCAGCUGCUGGCAGCAUUGGCUCAAUCCAACCACGACGCCACUCCGACUGUGAGAGACUCUGGGAUCCAGACUGUUGACCCCAAUAUGGACCCUUCAGUGAUCGGUGUGGGAGAAUUGGGAGGAGAGCCCUCAGUAAUCAAAAGACCUCGUAAGAAGAUGAAGUGGAUCCCCACAUCUAACCCUCUUCCACAGCCUUUUAAGGAACCCUUGACUCUAACCAGACUGGAAAACAGCAUAAAAGCAGAGAAACCUAAACCAGUUCGAAGGAAGAAUGUAGCAGAUAGCAUUAUUGCUCCACUUCUGGACAGCAAGAGCACCCAAUAUCCUCCUACUAACAAAGCUGCAGAAACAAAUAAUAUAGAGAAGAAACACACACUGAACCUCUCGCUGGAUGUUCAUCCUUACAUGCUAACCAUUCAGAAAGCCAAAACAGAAACGGUCAAUCCUGAGCCACCCCCGGUUGUUGAGCACUCUCUCAGUAAUGUGUAUAUUGAGGGUCCGCAUACAGUUGUCCAUGUCUCAUCUUCUCAUACUGAGAAGAAAGAGUCUCCUCCACUGUCCACCACCACUGCCUUCUCCACAGCCACCCUCUCCACAGCAUCAUAUAUGAAUGGUGGAACGCCCAGCAUGCCUCCUCCAGACUUCCCGAAGGUCGAAGAUCCUCUCAACCAGGGGACGGAGCCUGAGACCCAGCACGGGCCUUUUAGUCGAAACCCUUCACUCCCGCUGCUGAGCAUCCAUCACACCUUGUAUGAGGACGAGGAGGAGCAAAGCAGAAGGGACAGACUAGCCAGACCGGGAGAGUUGAUUGCUGCUGGAGAGUGCUGAAGGAAAAUGAGGAUGCACACCUGCACACACACUUACACACAAAUACAAAAGCACUUAGAAUAUGAACUGAAGCACAAAGGAAUAUGCCGGAUUUUUGGGUUAUGUUAAUGGUCAUGCCAUUAAAGGUGGAGCUCAGAUUAUUUCAUUUUCAGAGAUAAAGAUUAUGGGACAUUGGGGCAGCCAAUGUGUAACAGAUUUUAUACUCUUAAAGGUGCACUUAAUUAUUUUUAUUUAUGUUAAACUGAGUUUUCAGUUACUGGUGUAUUAAUAAAAACACUAUUCAUUUUUAAUAUUAAGCGCACCUUUCAAAAUCAUCUCCCAGCCUUACAUCCACAUACUCAGACGUGCGUAGUUUGAGGAAAAAUAAAAUCACCCAUGACCUUGGUGCUCACCUUAUGGGUUAAUGAGUUCACUAUUGACAUUCCAAUUGAAGGCAAGGCACAUCAGAAUUUUGCACAACGCACCAUUUGUUCAUGUGUCAUCAAUGUCCACAUGAUUUGGUGUUUUUUGUUUGUUUGGUUAUUUUUUUAGCGAUCAGCAUAUCUGUUUCAUGUAGAUGUCUUGAGGUAUCCAACGCAAUACAUGUAUUCUUAAAAUAUGCAACCUCAUGUCUUACUGUCGCAAUAAUAUGCACAUUAGGAAUGUAUAUACUGAGGUGUACAGAAAAAAACAGAUAAUAUGAGAGAUUUUAGACAUUCUUUCAAAAAGACUUUCACAU